GUUAUCUUGUACAUUUUUAGCUCACAGGCCAUUUUUUUUUUGUUGGGCUUCAAUGAAAUGCUAGCGGUUCAUACAAAUCCUAUAGUUCUCUGCAGGAGUUGAGCUCUGGUGGUUCCAAGUCUUGGCGUCACCAUGGAAGCGAUUGGUUUGUGACAUGCUGCGCCAUUUUGAUUCCAAACACACCACCGGGAGCGUCGUGGAAAAGAUAUGUGUAUAUAUAUAUGUGUAUAUAUCAACCGUGGACCGCGAAUAAAACUACAAACAAGUUUCCAAGCUUGAGCGCCUCGAGUCUGGACUUAAACGCCUUGUGUGCUGCUUUACAGUCGGCGACUGCGCUUUUUGUAACGCUGCUAAUUCACAGCAACGCUGGUAUGUGAUGCCUGAAACUGCAUAGCGGUGUGUUUGUGUUUGUUCAAGUUAGGCUCGCAGCACGCAAAACACGCUGCUGAACAUAAUUAAGACCUCUUUCUUGGUGACCACGUUCUGAAAUCUGUGCUCACACAGGCCUUGUCAAGAUGCGCUUUAUAAAAUCUCAACACAUACACAGGCUCUUACAAAUAACCUCAAAUAGUCUCUUAGCCUUAAGCUUGGCCUUGGACAGACUUUGACGUCGUCAUCAUCAUCGUCAAUGAUGAUUUAUGGACUAAUACCUCCGGAGUUACACGAACAACUCCUUGAUCACAAGAACUACCAAAAUCGAACGAAUGGGAUAGAAGAGCUGAAAACCAUCCUGUCCGAGCUGGACUUGAAAACCGUUUCGUUUGACAGUAUUGUGGAGUUCAUCUACUUUUUACACAGGCUCCUGGACGACACCAACUUUAAAGUCUUGUACGGCACUUUACAGGUCCUGAACCUCCUUGUUCAAAAGCUGGACUACGAUGUGGACAGAUAUUACAAACAGAUCGCGCAUGUGGCCCUCAAAACCCUGGGGGACACGCGCGCCGUUCCUCGGAACGAAUACAUGAACAUUUUUCGGCAGCUCAUGAGGAUCGUAGGGCCGCAGAAAGUUCUGGACCUUGUAACGGGACACUUGAAGCACAAAAACUCGAGAGUAAGAGAGGAUGUUCUGAACAUCGUUAUAGCUGCCGUGCUGGCGCACCCCAGGAAAGACUUCAACAUCCCGCAUCUGUGCUUUCUGGUCGCUCCUUAUCUUGCAGACAGCAAGAAGAGGGUGCGACACGCAGCCCUGGAGCUCUUCGCUGUUUUCGAUUACUGUCUUGACACGGGUAAGAAGCAGCCGAUCAUGAAGGCUAUAGACAGGGUGGAGCUCACCGGUGACGCUGAGGGCCUUAUGGCUGCCGUACAGGCACGAAGGGCCAGGCAUGUCCUUCCUCGGGUAUGUGCGGAUGGUACGGUGGAAUACGCGCUGGUUAUCCCCAAACCUGGCCAACGGCGCACGCCCCAGUUCGGCUCCGGAGCCGAUCUGGAGUGGAUCCUUAACGGAGGCAGAUCGAACAGUGCGAGGAGUCACAGGACGAACGUGAACUCGGAAGGGCUGAAUGCCUACAGCAGUCUUGGUUCCCUGACUGAUGAGAUACCAUUACAGAGGAGGAUAGUGAGUGCCGGCAAGGGCAAAAACAAGCUACCCUGGGAGAGGUCGAGCCUCCCGUCUGCAGGAAAUCAGGAGCCUUGCAGCGCGUCGAAUGGAAAAUUGUCCGACAAGUCAAAUCUUGAAGAUCUCACUACCUCCAUGAGGCUGAAUCAGGAAUCUUGUGUCACACAGUCUGGAUUAGCAGAACCGCUUCAGUCCCACCCGUCUGGCCGGAGGAGAGAAACCGCAGUCAGACUUCGCCGUAGCGGCAGCCUUGACUCGAACCCAGACAUUUUCAAAGCAGCCAGCUCCAGCGAUGCCGAGAGAGGUGUUCCCAGGACAGGUCGUCUGCUAGGGUCCGGAAACUCCAAUGUGGAGCGGACGUUUUCUCUUCCGUCCAAUCCCACUCCUCCUGGCUCCUUUCUGUUGCCCUCCUACCCUCUUGCCACGCUGCCAGGGGUCCAGUUAACUCCCACGCUGUCCCGCAGAAGCCACGCUGUCUCCACGCUCUCCAUGUCCAACACAUGGCCCAACAAUCGAGAGACGAGCCCACGGCGCAGGGAGCCCAGUCCAUGGAGGAAUAAUAACGGCGAGGCUGGCUCCACCAGACGUUCUCCAAUGCACGCUUCUCGGACUAGCGUGGCGUCCUCCUCAUCAUUCCCUCAGGCAAUGAACACAGUCAGGUCUUCUCCACCCAUCUCACCCAUCUCACAGCUGUCUGUGCAGGAUGUGGGGAACCCGAGAGAUCAACGUAGCAGGAAUCUCCGCCUCGACCUGACUGUCAUGAACCUGCAGGAGCCAGAUGAGGAGCCAGUGGACAAGGAGGAGAUGAUGAACUCACUGCGCUCCUUGCGUAACAGCGCAGCUAAGAAGCGGGCAAAGGCAAGCAUGAGUGGCUCAGAGCCGGAUCCAGACAGUCCGGACUCGGCCGUUAAACUCGAGCCAAACCUGGACUCAUCCUCUCGGACCUCCCCGUCCGUGACAAGCCCAAUGAGUGAGAGCAGCCUGUCCAGCCUUUAUUCUCCUACUACUCCCACCAUCAAUGGCACCAAGAGCAGCAGCCCUGGGAACUUGACAUCAAAAACACGUAUCGCCAGAGUGCCUUCGGGGAAAAAGAAAGCUCCUCCUUCCUCCAUGGAACCAAGUCCUCAAGGUGUCCAACCACAGGAAAAGCUUCUUUCUGAUGCGAGUGUCAGUGUUGUUGGUCAGAGAGUGUCUUACUCUAAGGGAGCAGCAGUGGAAGAAAAGCCAAGUGAGACGUCUUCGCCUCCCCACGUUAGACCUGCAGGUCGUGAACCGCUCCGAGCUUUAAGGCCUGCCAAAGAAUCUCAGCUACACAACACUAAGACCACCCCUGUUAGUGACAUGUCUGAGGGAGUAGUUGGGAGAGGAGUUUUUGGCUCUAUGGUCCUUCCAAGCCGACCCGAAGUGGCAGCAUGUCCUGAGCAGGAUGAGUCCAUAAACAAAGCCUCAUGGGAGCCACCAGCUGGAAUAUAUGGCCGUGCUGUCUCUGGAAGUCAUGUUGAUUGUGACGACAGCCCAGAACUUGAUGAGGCAACGGAGAGGGUGAAGCUGUCCAAGAUUGCAAGGGAUAAGAUGCGCCAACAUUGGUUAGAACAGCAAGAAGCCCAGCCUACACCGCGAAUGAGGCAGAGCCUUAGACAUGUAACAUCUGAAGUGACCGCAGAUGAAACAGCAUCUCUGCAAGAGUUGCAACUGAAUGGUAGCGUUUUACCCUCCACUAAGGCUGAAACCCUGACAAGGGAAUCACCUACCAGUCCUACAAGUGCACAAGGACCCCAAAACCCACAAAAGUGUUUCAGUCCCCAUCAUCAGCCGAGCCCUCCUACAGGCCUCCCUAGCAGACACACGCUGCCACGGCGGAGAAGAGCUCCCAGUCUGACCAGAACACAACCAUCUCUCCCCAACAGCUCUGAUGAAAUCAUACCCAUUACCCUAAAGAAGGAUUCCAAUGAGCAGGUGGAGUUGCGGCCAUUCUCCAGACCGGAGCUUGCCCUCACUCAGAGCUUCAGUCUGCUUAACUCGGAUGAUUGGGAGAAAAAAAUCGAGGGGCUCAUGUUCCUGCGCUGUUUGGCACGGUAUCACUCUGACGUGCUUAAUAGUAGGCUUCAUGAAGUCUGCCUUGCUCUCAUUCAAGAGGUUCGUAACCUGCGCUCCGGAGUGUCCCGCAUCGCCGUGGUGACUUUAGGAGAGCUAUACUCUGGCCUGCAGAAGGGAAUGGACCAGGAGCUGGAAGCAACAGCCAAAGUUCUGUUACACAAAACAGGAGAGACCAAUGCAUUCAUUAGACAGGACGUGGAUGCAGCGCUGGACAGCAUGGUGCAGAACUGCACACCUACACGCAGCAUGAACGCCCUGCUUGCUGGAGGACUCGGUCACUUGAACGCAGCCGUAAGGAAGUGCACCGCUCAGCACUUGACUACUCUGGUCGAGAAGAUCGGUACCGGGCGCUUGUUGUCUGGAGCGAAAGAUCUCACGGACCGAAUCUUACCCGCUGUCUCCAAGCUGGUGCAAGACUCUUCACAAGAAACCAGAUAUUUUGGCCGGCAAAUGCUGCUGUUCUUGUCUUCUCACCGAGACUUUGAUAAAAUGGUGGAAAAGUACAUCCCUCCCAAAGACGUGGCAACCAUCAGGGACACCGUCGUCACGCUGAAGACCAAGGGACCAGGUGAGAUGCCUCAGGACACUCCUUCAGCUCGAGGCAGGCGCUCCAUAUCUGGCAGCGGAAUGGUGCGUGCCUCGUCUCUCACUCGAGAGCCUCAGGUUUCCAGCAGCAAAGACAACAACAAAGCUCAGUUCCGCAGCAUCGCGGACAAGACCGAGUAUGUCAAGCAGCUCAAAGCCCUGCUGGCUUCAAAGGACUUCCGGGAACGCAUCAAGGGCAUCGAUCAGCUGGUGACUGACUGUGAGGAAAACCCAUAUAUGGUCAUGGGCAACAUCUUCCCGGUGUUUGAUGCUUUUAAAGAACGGCUGCAGGAGUCAAACAGCAAAGUGAACCUCUAUGCGUUGGAGGCCUUACAGAAGAUAAUCACCUUACUUAAAGACAACUUGGCCCAAGCGGUCUAUAUCCUCGUCCCAGCUGUAGUGGACAACCACCUCAACUCGAAGAAUAAUGGCAUCUACACCGCUGCGACAGGCGCCAUACAUGCUCUGAUCAAUAACCUCGACAACACUCUACUUCUUCAGCCGUUUUGCACAAAGGCGCAGUUUCUCAGUGGGAAGGCUAAACUGGACCUUGUCGAUAGAGUUGCAGAGCUGGUCAGAGAGCUGUACCCCCGCAAGCCACAGCUGGUUGAACAGAAAGCACUCCCUCUGCUUUGGCACCUCCUGGGUUCCUCCUGCAAGAGCGGCACGGUCCACGGCAGGAGUGGCACCAUGAGAGGAGCCACCACCAACCUGUGCCAAGCGCUGCAUGCUCACAUGGGCCCCAUGCUGCUAAAUCAAGCUGCUUCACAACCUUCUAACAUCUCCAAGAGCCUGAAUGAGAUUCUGCACACCCUCACACCCCUCUGAAAUCCACGUUAGAACAUACCCCCAGCUGACAAACUACUUGAAAAUAGAGAUGUUCUCACAUUUCUCACAGUGCCUGCACUUUUAAAAAUAUAUAUAUUAAUUAAUUAAAUAAAAAUAAAGAAUCACACUUCUAUCACUUUGAAUGAGCAAAAAUGCUACGAGUCUUUAAAAAGUCCUGAACUAAAGGAAUAUAGAUCUUAGUUUAUUGUAUAUCAGGUUUAAGAUUCCCAGGAGCCCUGCUCUUUUGGCACUUUGAAUUAGUAACACUAUAAUGAUAAUGUUUUGUCAUGGUGACUUUACUUAUUAUAAUAUUGUUCUGUGAUUGUUGCGGUUAUUUUUAAUAAUUUUUUUUUGCUCUUUGUGAGUUUUACAAAAUGUUGACACAUCCUGAGGCAACGAUGCAGAAUGUAAUAUUUGUGUCAUGUGACUUUUCUACGAGGUGUCUUUAAAUGGUUGUUUUAAACCUUUUGUGCAUUUAUGAUUUACAAACUCUUUUGUAUUGUAUAGCUAUGAAGUGUGAUGGCACAGUAUUAGCUUCAUGUAUGCUAUAUUAUAUUUCAGUAUGUAAUGUGUUGUGUGUGUGUGUGGAGAUGAAAACUCUAUAAUGACUUGUUAACUGAUAAGUUGUACCUGUCCUACUCUCUUCUUGCAUGACCAAAUAUAGAGGUGGAGUGAAAAGAUUAUAUUUCUAGUACAAAAAGAUCUAUUUUGAUGUAUACAGAAAUUAACUCUGGAUGUUAAGCAGCCAUAUUUUUGGUGGAUGGUAAACAGGCAAAACAAAACCAUAUGAUGAAAGCUAGCUUCAUGCUAAUGGAUAUAUUUCUAGUCUACACAUGAAUUUAUGCCCAGGUCUGUAAUUCAGUAUCGUGCCAGUCUUUAAAUACCUUUUUGGAGAUCUAAUGUUAAUUUAUAUUGAACAUGUCUCUCAACAUGGUGUACGACAAAGAUCGAUCUAUAUAAUAAAAUGUUUUAUUUCAGUAAACCUUAACGAUUUGGUGUUUGCUAUACAUGCAUGCAUGCAUUUUUUCGCCCCUAAUGCAUGUGGUAAGAUGAUAAAAAUAAGAAGCUUUGAGUAAAAGUAGGUUGCCAGUAGAGUGGCUUUAACAUGGGGUAAUUUUUGUUGUAUAAUUUGCAAACAAUGUGAGUUUCACAAAAAUUAAUGAGAUCCACAAAUAUUGGGUUUUUUUACAGACUAUAAUGUGGACUCUUCUGAAUUUGUUUGUGGAUCGCUUCAUGUGUGCAUCACUUACGCAUCAUGUGUUUGGAACCCACUGCAUUUAGAUUUCUUAUGCCAACAUGUCAUCCAUUCAAAUGUAUAGGUUUUUUUUUUUUUUUCAAUGAGUUUGCAUCAACUAAUCAAGUUGUGAGACUUUUUGUUAAUUUCCAUGUUACUCUCACCAAUUACAGCAUAAAUGUGCUCAACCAAUCAGCUGAAGAUUAUAAGUAAUGCAGGCUGGGUUAAUAAUGCUUCCCCUACCAGGAGGCCACUCCUAUAGUGGCCUCACACAUCCAGGGUUGGGGGUUUGAAUCCUGCUUCCGCCCUGUGUGCAUGUAGUUUGCGUGUUCUCCCCAGUGCUUCGGGAGUUUCCUCCAGAUACUUCAGUUUCCUCCCCCAGUCCAAAGAUAUGCAUUGUGAUUGGCAUUUCCAAAUCGCCCGUACUGUGUGAAUGGGUUUGUGAUUGUGCCCUGCAAUGAGAUGUCUCCUGUCCAGGGUGUCCACCGCCUCGACAGGCUCCAUGUGGCCCUGUGUAGGAUAAGAGGUACAGAAAAUGGAUGGAUCGAUGGUUAGAUGUCCAGGUACCAUUUACUACAGAACAAAAAGUCCAUGGGGUGGAGUUGGACCUGAUCCAGCUUCUCCACCCUGGAUACAACUUGCGUUUCAGGCUGUAUAAGUAUGUUUAAUGUGUUUUGAGUUUGUACAGCAUUGUGUGGGGUAAGUUUAUAGGAGGAGUCUCAGACUAUCUCCUGGACUUUUUUUUUUUUUUUUGCAACAACCACUGAAAAUGGAUGGACGCAAAAUAUUUGAUGGUGAAUUCGCAUUCAGUGUACGGGUACAAUUAUUAAGUUGCCUACAGGAUAUGCCAUGUGUAUUGACAGGAAUGUUGGGUGUGUGGGUGUUGUGCAGAGAAAUCUAAGGUCUGUAUGUAUAUGCCUGUGUAUAAAUACUCAUAGGUGUUGACCUGGUUGAGGGCCCGAAUGGUCUGCAGGAAGAAGUUUCUCCUCAUUCUCUGUGUUGUAGUAGAGCUUUGAGGGCAGUUUCCCCAAACAGUUUAUUAUUUUUUUUUAGUUGUACAGAUUGAACACCUGAUAAGAUAAAUUAAGGUAUUAUCUGUAUGUGUUACUAUUUGUCACUUGAUCUGAGUUUGGCUUUGAUCUGAGUCUGAUUUUAAGUCACUUUACAUUCAUUGGACAUUAUAUAGCCAAAAGUAUGUGGACACCUGACCAUUACACACGUGUGCGUUUUUGAACACCCCAUUUCAGAUUUAGUCCCCAUUUGCAUAAAUAUUAUAACCUCCACUCUCCUGGGAAGGUUUUCCACUAGAUUUUGGAACGUGGCUGUUGGGAUUUGUGAUCAUUCAGCCACAAGAGCAUAGUGAGGUCAGGCAGUGAUUUCUGGUGAGGAGGCCUGGGGCGCAGUCGGUUUUCAAAUUCAUCCCAAAGGAGUUCAGUGGAGUCGAGAUCAGGGAUCUGUGCAGGCCAACUCGAGAUCUUCUGCUCCAAACUUGGCAAACCAUUUUCACAGUGUCACUGUCAUGUUGGAACAGGUUUAGGCCUCUUAGUUUCAGGGAAGGUAAACUGUAAUGCUACAGUAUACAAAUAUAUCCUAUACAAUUGUGGGUUUGGGUAAGAACCACAUAUGGGUGUGAUGGUCAGGUGUCUACAUACUUUUGGCCAUAUAGUUUUUUCCAUUGAUACUUGGCCAUUUCACAUGUUACUUUAGCACAGUGCAAUACUUUUUCCUCGUGUAGGCCAAAAAAUGUUUCCUCUCUCUUUCCCCACUUACUUGUAUUGUAUUCUUUUUGUUCAAUUUAACUUGAGUAACCGCGUUAUCGUCCCUGCUGAAACCUUGUCCUUGUAAUUGUCCUUUACUGGUAAUUUGUUGCCAUGUUAUGUCUAGUGGAUACCACUGAGGCCCAAUAAUGGUAAUGGUUUUAAUGGUUAGCUGAUGUUUUUCAAUGGUAGGAAACCUUUAGAAUUUCUGUGAUGAUUUCUAUUGUUUUUUGUUGGUUUUUUUUCUUCUUUUCAGCAGGGCUGGUCAGGGUUGUGGUGGAUCCGGAGCCAAUCCCGGCAACACUGGGUGCAAGGUGGGGAGAAUUGACCCCGGAUGUGUUACCAGUCCAUGCCAGGACAUC
This is a messenger RNA of Ictalurus furcatus (blue catfish), 8418 nucleotides long. RefSeq names its product TOG array regulator of axonemal microtubules protein 1-like. Gene Ontology annotation, biological process: microtubule cytoskeleton organization. Gene Ontology annotation, cellular component: cilium; cytoplasmic microtubule. Lineage: Eukaryota; Metazoa; Chordata; Actinopteri; Siluriformes; Ictaluridae. Bases 629 to 5065 code for a protein of 1478 amino acids. The record is from RefSeq and is a predicted model, not a curated record. The transcript is spliced from 23 exons. Gene Ontology annotation, molecular function: microtubule binding.